Messenger RNA from Haliaeetus leucocephalus (bald eagle), 3939 nucleotides. Its product is annotated as intercellular adhesion molecule 5-like. Gene Ontology annotation, biological process: cell-cell adhesion. Lineage: Eukaryota; Metazoa; Chordata; Aves; Accipitriformes; Accipitridae. Gene Ontology annotation, cellular component: membrane. Bases 1 to 3939 code for a protein of 1312 amino acids. The transcript has 16 exons. Gene Ontology annotation, molecular function: integrin binding. The record is from RefSeq and is a predicted model, not a curated record.
AUGCACCCUGUGGCGCUGCCGCUGGCUCUGUGCACCCUGGGUGUCAUCGCAGGGCAGCUGGGAGCUUCCUUCGAGUUAUUGGUUGAGCCGGCGGUGCUGGUGGUGGAAUACGGUGGAUCGGUCCGGUUGAAGUUGAAGACAACGUGCCAGGAUCCCAAAGCAACCGGCAACGUAGAGACGUCAAUUCUGAAGCGGUUGGUGACAACAGGGCCAGGGGAGACGGUGGUGGAGCUGCUCAACGUCACCGUGUGGAAAUCCAGCAUCCUCUGCUUCUAUAUGUGCAACCAGAAGAGGGUGACGGUGCCCGUCAACCUCACCGCCUACCGUGAACCAAAGCCAGCGGCGCUGGAGUCAAUACCGCAGCUGGAGGGGGGUAAGAGACAAGAGCUGGCAUGCAACAUAUACGACGUCGCACCGAUCCAGAACCUGACGGUGAUCCUGUGGCGGGGCAGCGAGGUGCUGCACACCGAAACCUUCAAGCAGCACAGCCAAGAUGACCCGGUGACGGUGCGGGUGACCCACGUGCUGACGGCACAGCGCCAAGACAACGGGCAGAACAUCACCUGCCAGGCACUGCUCAACCUGGCACCCUACGGCCCGCAAUUCAACACCACCUCAGAGCCGCAGACAUUGAACGUAUACGAAUUCCCUAAGGAUCUCAAGCUGGAGCCUGACAUCUACCUGGAGACCGGCGAGACGGUGAACACCAGCUGCGCCGUUGAUCGCGUCUUCCCAGCGGCAGAGUUCAAGCUGGAGCUUACCAACCGUACCCUGACGCUCUCCACCAGCCAGGACGGGCUCCAGGCCACCGCCGAGGUGUCCCACAGCCAGCCGGGGAACUUUAAGCUGGUUUGCACCGUGACGGUGGGAGACAUAGAGCAGCGGAAGGAGGCGACCGUCCACGUCUACCGUUUCCCUUCGCCGCAGCUGAAUGUCAGCACCACCAGCCCAGCAGCCGGCACGGCGGUGACAGUGGGCUGUGCUUUGCCGCGUGACCACUCUGCCGAACUCCGGCUGCGGAUCUGGGCCGGCGAGCGUGAGUUGGCAGGGUGGGGACCGUCCCCGCUGCUCUUCAACCUGAUGAUGCGGGAGGAAGACGAUGGGAUGGAGCUGAGCUGUGAUGCCAAGCUACCCGUCCGUGACAAAGCCCUGAAGACGAGCACACCCAUCCGGCUCACCGUCACCGCUGGACCCCGGAUGGACGAUGGGAGCUGCCCCCCCAGCCAGAACUGGACGGAGGGGCGGGAUGAGACCCUGCGCUGCUCCGCACAGGGCAAGCCCUCGCCCAGCGUGGAGUGCACCAAGGACGGCGAAACCUUCCCCACCGGGGUGCCGCAGCCGGUCACCCGUGCCCACGCCGGCAUCUACCAGUGCUGGGCCACCAACCCGCUGGGUACAGCCGUCCGGAACGUCACCGUGUGGGUGGACUACCAUGACCCCGACGUGGUGCUCCUGGUGCUGCUGCCAGUGGUGGUGCUGGCCGCCCUGAUCACCGGCGGGAUGGGCUACCGCAUUUACUACCGCAAGAAGAAAAUCCGGGAGUACCGGCUGCAGGAGCGGCAGAGGCAGCUGGAGAUGGAGCAGUGGCGGACAGCGGGCUGCUCGGAGGAGACGGCCGCGCUCAAUGGGGCCGCCCGGGGCACGUUCACGGUGGGGGCCUGGCCACGGGUGGCCGUGGUGCCCUUCGGGGGCUCGGUGGCCAUCAACUGCAGCCGCAGCGCCUGCCUGGGGGGCAACGCCACGCUGGGGCUGGAGACCCCCCUGACCGUGGAUGUGGGGGCCGGCGGGCGCCGCUGGCAAAGCUUUCGGCUCCUCAAUGUCUCCCAGUGGAGCCCCGGCACUGCCACGUGCUACGGGCGCUGCAGUGACACCCAAGUCAACGCCAGCACCAGCAUCCUCGUCUACCGGUUGCCGGAGCGGGUGGUGCUGGAGCCGGUGCCGGCCAUGGCGGUGGGUGACAGCCGUAACCUGACGUGCCGGGUGGUGGAGGUGGCUCCGGUGGGGAACCUGACAGUGACGUUGCGCCGAGGUGCCGAAACUCUGCGGACGGAAAGUUUCGGUGCCGCCGAGGGCAGUGCCAGCGUGGCCGUCAGUCACCUGCUGACCGCCAGCCCCGGGGACCACGGGCAGGACGUCACCUGCCACGCCGAGCUGUCCCUGCGGCCCCACGGGCCGCUCUUCGCCCGCGCCGCCGUCCCUGUCAAGCUGUCGGUAUUCGCUCUUCCCGAGCCGCCCCAGCUCUGGGCUCCUGCCCACAUUGAAGCCGGCACCACCGCCAACGCCAGCUGCCGGAUCGCCGGCGCCUUCCCUGCCGGAGAUGUCCGCUUCACCAUCACCCUGGCAGAGCAGAGCCUAAACUUCUCCGUGGCAGCGGCCGGGGAUGUGCUGACCGCCGUCACCGUGCUCUCACCCGGCACCCCGGGGUGGCAGGAGCUGACCUGCACUGCAGCAGUGGCAACGGCGGCACGGAUGGCACGGAGGCAGCUCCACAUCUACCGCAGUGAGGUGAUGGUGGUGUGCCGUGCCGGCGUCGCCGAACCCCCUGCCAUCCGGCUGCAGCUCCGUGAUGCCGACGGCGGGGUCCUGGCCGAGGGGCCGCAGUCCCAGCUGGAGCUGCGGUUGGUGGCCCGGCGGGAGGACGACGGGCGGCAAUUCGGGUGCCGGGCCAGCCUGGCCAUCGGCGAUGGCGUGGUGACAAAGGACGCGGAUGCCCGGCUCGCUGUGCUCUACAUGCCCGAAAUGGCGGCAAGCGACUGCCCCAGCAACCGCACGUGGCUGCGGGGGACACGGGAAGUGCUGUCCUGCCGUGCCGCCGGCAACCCCGUGCCCACCGUCGUCUGCAGCAGGAAUGGCGUCGCCAUCAGCACCGGGGAGCUGGAGUUGGUCACCCGUUCGCGAGCCGGCACCUACCUCUGCAAUGCCACCAACAGCCUGGGGACACGGAGCCGGCUGGUCACCGUCCGCGUGGAGUAUGAGCCCACCCUGACGGAGAGGGGCUGCCCGGCCCACCGCACCUGGGUGGAGGGGGAGCGGCGGGAGCUUGCGUGCCGCGCCGACGGGGACCCCCCGCCCAGCACCCGCUGUGCCCGUGACGGCGGUGCCACCCGUGCCCGGGGAAGCCGGGCCGUCAGUCGGGCCGAUGCCGGCCGCUACAUCUGCCGAGCCACCAACAAGCACGGCUCGGCCGUCCGCAGCGUCGUCGUCACCGUCGAGUACGAGCCGAGCAUCGGCGAGACGGGCUGCCCGGCACAGCGGCUCUGGGUGGAGGGGACGCCGGCGGAGCUGGCCUGUGCCGCCAGCGGGAACCCCCCACCCCGCGUCGCCUGCGCCAAGCUGGGGGAUGGCCAGGACCCCCCCCCGGCAAGCCCCAACGUCACCCGUGCCCACGCCGGCACCUACCAGUGCCAGGCCACCAACACCCACGGCUCUGCCCUCCGCAACGUCACCGUCGCUGUUGAGUACAGCCCUGUGGCAGUGAGCCUGCGCGUGCUGCCCUCCGCCAACGUCUCGCGCGGCGCCAGCUUCAGCGUGGAGUGCCGCGCCGAGGGGCUGCCCACCCCCACCUACGGGUGGGCGCUGCCCCCCGCCAACAACCUCCGCUUCGCCGCCGAUAACCGCUCGGUCGCCGUAGCCGGUGCCGCCGCCGCCAACCGGGGUCUUUACACCUGCACCGCGACCAACAGGCACGGCCGGCGAGCCGGCAGCGUGAUGGUCCAGGUGGACGAGAGCCGGCUGGCGCUGGUGGCCUCGCUGGGCUCCUUGGGUGCCGUCACCGCGGUGGGUUUGGCGGCCGCCGGCGGUUAUUACCUGAAGUCGACGGCGUGUAAGAAGGGAGAAUACAAUGUGCGGGAUGCCGAGGGCUCCUCCGAAGCCGCCUGCCUGCACCGGCAACGGCACGACCGCGGCGAGAUUUACGGCAUCCAGCUCACCCAGCCGUAA